GCGUCGAUGAAACCGCACGUGGACAACGAGUUCCUCCGUCGGCGAAAGGGGUUAGACUUCGCCGGGAGCUUUCGCGCCAUGACCCUCUGGGAGAUCGACUCCAAUGUGGUGGUUCCCAUGUGGGGCUACACGGAUGCAGCGCACUACCACGGGGACGGCUCGAGCAGCCGUUACCUGGCGGACGUCCGGUGCCCUCUCCUGUGCAUCAACGCGGAGGAUGACCCCAUGUGCCAGACCGCCUUGUUCCCUUUGGAAGAGGCAAGUCGGAACCCUUGGGUGAUCUUCGUCAUCACCAAGGCCGGCGGGCACAUCGGCUUCGGAGAGGGUUUCAACCCCUGGGGAAGGCGAGCAAAGCUGGGCGGACAGGUUAGUCACUCGGUAUUUCGACGCGCUGACGGCGGAGCGGGCGAGGUGCGACGAGGAGGCGACCGCCGCCGCGUUCACCACCAGCAGCACGGUUCCGGUUCCAGCCGGCAGCGAUCGGGCGGAGGGCACACGCGAAACCGCGAGAAGACCACUGCCCCGGCGGCGGUGGUGGCCUCGGCACGACUUUAAGGCCUUGCUGCCAGGGGUCGGCGUGCGUACGACACUCUCACGGUGGUGGGAAGUCGGCGGCUCAAACGGAGACCUUUGGUACUUCCCCCUGCUAUCACACCCGCUGACGGAAUCGGGCGUUUAGAUGCGUCGUAUUUUGUGCUUGGUUUAGUCCAACGGUUGAAGGCACGUAGCAUGAAAAUUUGGCUCAAGAGACGACUCGGAGGGCGGUAGCACCCUCCGGGAGAAGCGCUCCAAGUUGAUGACUCGCCGUUGUCUGGCUGUUUUCUUCUGUGCGUGUGAAAAUGUUUCGCUGUCAACGAUACCGGAUGCUUGCUGUCGGUACGGCGUCUCAAGCGCAAGCAGUCCCGUGGGUGUUGCAAGUUGAACGAAGCGUGCGUCGGCUCUGUUGCUGCGUGUCCACGACGCUGAAGGAGCGAUUGAUUGGUUGCGCUUGUGUUGAGGAAUGAACGCAGUGGAGAAACGUUUCCCCAAAGCCUGAUGGAUAAGCCGGCGUCUUCGUUGUUGCCGUCAUGAUCA
Molecule: messenger RNA, 1074 nt
Organism: Ectocarpus sp. CCAP 1310/34
Lineage: Eukaryota; Phaeophyceae; Ectocarpales; Ectocarpaceae
Source: the annotation of a GenBank genome assembly